Messenger RNA from Phlebotomus argentipes, 5088 nucleotides. It is a transcript of the gene rk, whose product is annotated as lutropin-choriogonadotropic hormone receptor. NCBI's taxonomy places the organism in Eukaryota, Metazoa, Arthropoda, Insecta, Diptera, Psychodidae. The transcript is spliced from 13 exons. The coding region runs from base 720 to 4484 and encodes 1254 amino acids. Gene Ontology annotation, biological process: G protein-coupled receptor signaling pathway. The record is from RefSeq and is a predicted model, not a curated record. Gene Ontology annotation, cellular component: membrane. Gene Ontology annotation, molecular function: G protein-coupled receptor activity; protein-hormone receptor activity; protein binding.
UGCCGCCGGUGUGUGUGUGUGCGGUGGCGUCAAUAUGCGACUCUCGAGAUCGUAAAUCUGCAGUCAACCGUUGAAAAGUGUGGGCAUCGAUUUUCGUAGAGAAGUCGCGGGCGAGCCAAACAGCCGACAUCGGCGCGGCUAUUGAUUGCGAAAUUGUUCAUGUGAAGAAGAAAAAUACCGCUCGCGUCCUCCGGCGUGUGCAGGAGCUGGCCAAGAGUGGCCAGGUGGACACGACGGUGCUGGGUGAAGAAGUGCGCGCUCUCGAGAGCGCCUCUGACCAUCUGUGGCGCGGUCAUUUGAAUCGCCGCGAGUGGAGUGCAGAGAGAUGUGAUUUGGCAGAGGAGGAGGUGUCGCUCCGGUGAAUGUGUGGUGACAAAGCGCUGCCCAAGUGAUCACCUGCAGCACUCCCGAGAGUCGGAGUAGACUGAAAACUGUGUGUUGCAUUCACUGCAGCGCCUCUGGGUCGACCAGUUUGCUUCAGCUGAUAGAGAUCUUCAGCGCGGCGAGCCCGCGUGGGAAAUUGACGCGAGGUGACGAGCACAAGGAGACAGAGUGACGACUCGCCAUUUAGCACAUUGUAGCACAAGUUGCAUCUGCCAGGGAGAGUAUGUGAUUAAGUGGUGCUCGAGACAGUCGCUGUUCUUGUCGGAUCGCCCAUAGAUCACAUGAUGGAGUGCGCUGAGAGUAAUGUGUGAGCGGCGAUUACUAAAUUGUCGGUUAUGGCUGUGCAACAACGAAUUACUGUUGACAACGAAAUAAGUGGCAGUCCAUCAGUGGGACGACAUCCGAUUGUUCUCCUUAUCUGUGUCAUCCUGUGCGUCCCAAUUGCCGCCACCAGCACCACCAUGGCCACUCCAUCAUCCACCAAGCACGGCAUCCGGGAGUCCGUGGUCAUACCCGCGUCUGAUCCCGAGCGCGAAGCCAAGGAGCUGUACGACAAGGCGCUGCAGCAGUUCGAGGUGGCCACGGGCAAGACGCUGCGGGCCAUCUGCGCCGCGUGGGAGGCCAGAGGCUGCCAGUGCUCGGGGAGUGCCGAGGAGGUGGUGCUCGUGUGCAAGGGUCUGGAGCUCGUUGAAGUGCCUGUCGAUUUGCCAAUUGAACUGAUCAAACUUGAUCUUGGAACAAACAAUAUUACCAAUUUACCUAGUAGAGCUUUUGAUAUGGCGUCAUCUUUAGAGGAAUUAAUUUUAUCAGAUAACACCUUAGCGAGGAUAGCUCCAGAUGCCUUUGAUGGAUUGGGCAAAUUGAAACGAUUAGUCCUUCACAAUUGCGGUCUCACGCACGUUCCCGACGAGGCGCUCAAGCAACUGCCAUCGUUGACGUCAUUGCAGAUAGAUGGGAAUGCCAUAAUGUAUCUGGACAGUGUCAACUUGCGACAUCUUCAGCAAUUGCGGAGUUUGCGAUUAGAGGGGAAUAUGAUACAAAAAGUUCCCACCGAAACUUUAGCUGGUCUUCCAUCUCUUGAGGCACUGAACUUGGGCAACAAUCAUCUGGUGAGCAUCGAGGAGGAUGACUUUCCCGUGAUGAAUAAUUUAAUAGUUCUUUUGCUGAAGAGGAAUCAAAUCAGUGAGAUUAAGGCAGGUGCUUUUGGCAAUUUGUCCAAAUUGCGAGUACUCGAAUUGGACGACAACCUGAUAACUUCUGUUUCAUUUGGAUUGGAAAAUAUGACACAAUUGCAAGAAUUUUCGGCGUCCAAUAACCGAAUUCGAUGGCUAUCGAAGCACGAUUUACCGAGGAGUCUUACGGCGCUUGAUUUACGAGCCAAUCCAUUGUCAGGAAUUAAACCGGGUGCCAUAAAUAACAUGCCAAGGUUGAGGAAAUUAGUGCUGUCGGACGCCAGGAGCUUGCUGGAGCUGCCGUCUCUGGAUGGGUGUGGUGCCCUGGAGAUUUUGCGUGUGGACAGGGCCAGCCUGUCCAAGGUCCCCUCCAACCUCUGCAAGACCUGCCCCCGCCUCAAGAGCCUAGAAUUGAAGUCCAACAAGCUGAGGGUGGUGCCCGAGUUGUCCGGCUGUCGGGAGUUGCGUGUCCUGGACUUGGCGGGCAAUCACAUCUCAUCCCUGCACGGGGCGCCGUUCCAGGGCCUCGGACAGCUGCACGACCUCCUGCUGUCGGACAAUGAGAUCCAGGAAAUUCCCCGCACAGCCUUCGCCGGCACGGCCAAAUUGCAAGUGCUGGACUUGGAGGGCAAUAAAAUCCACACCAUUGAUGCUGAUGCCUUUGCGGAGUUCGGCCAACUGGAAGAUCUCAAUUUGGGCAAUAAUGUGUUCCCCCACUUGCCGGCAACAGGUCUCAAUCGACUGCUCCACCUCAAGACGUUCAACAACCCCAAGCUGAGGGAGUUUCCACCGCCCGAGACCUUCCCUCGCAUUCAGACCCUCGUCCUCUCCUACGCCUAUCACUGCUGCUCCUUUCUGCCCCUGCAGACCCUGGCGCACCGCAACAAGGUGCCACCGCUGCAGGAGGCUGUCCUCUUCCCCUCAGACAAUGAGUUCGACAUGAGUCUGUGGAACAACAGUCUCUCAGACAUCUGGCCGCAGCUCCACAAUCUCAGCAAGAAGUUCGGACCGCAAAUCAAUGAGCUGUGGGACUCCUUCGGUUCGGACUUCACCUAUCCGGGCAAUUUGCCCGCCUAUGUUGAGGAGUACUUCGAGGAGGACAAUGUGGCGCCCACGAGGAACUUCGCGCCAGAAAUAAUGACAGGUGCCAUCCAGUGUCUCCCACUGCCCGGUCCCUUCCUGCCCUGCGCCGACCUCUUCGACUGGUGGACUCUCCGCUGUGGCGUGUGGGUGGUGUUCCUCCUGGCCAUGCUGGGCAACGGCACGGUGGUGUUUGUGCUGAUCUUCUCGCGCUCGAAGAUGGAUGUGCCGAGGUUUCUGGUGUGCAAUUUGGCCGCCGCAGACUUCUUCAUGGGCGUUUAUCUGGGAAUUCUGGCCGUUGUGGAUGCCUCCACGCUGGGAGAGUUCAGGAUGUUCGCCAUUCCGUGGCAAAUGAGUGCCGGAUGUCAGUUGGCAGGAUUUCUGGCGGUUCUCUCCUCCGAACUCUCCGUCUACACUCUUGCUGUGAUCACGCUGGAGCGCAAUUACGCCAUCACGCACGCCAUGCAUCUCAAUAAGCGCCUGUCUCUGCGCCACGCGGGCUACAUCAUGACCUUCGGGUGGGCCUUCGCACUCACCAUGGCCGUCCUGCCGCUCUUCGGGGUCUCAGACUACAGGAAGUUCGCCGUUUGCCUGCCCUUCGAGACCACAAACAGCACGGCGAGUCUGGCCUACGUGGUCUUCCUCAUGCUCAUCAACGGCAUCGCAUUUCUCAUCCUCAUGGGAUGCUAUCUGAAGAUGUACUGCGCCAUCCGUGGCUCUCAGGCGUGGAACAGCAAUGACUCCCGAAUAGCCAAGAGAAUGGCUCUCCUGGUCUUCACGGACUUCCUCUGCUGGUCUCCCAUCGCCUUCUUCUCCCUCACGGCCGCCUUCGGACUGCACCUCAUCUCGCUAGAGCAGGCAAAGGUGUUCACGGUAUUUGUCCUGCCACUCAACUCCUGCUGCAAUCCCUUCCUCUACGCCAUCCUCACGAAGCAGUUCAAGAAGGAUUGCGUGCUCAUCUGCAAAGCCAUCGAGGAGUCUCGCGUGACCAGAGGAAUUGGACGCUGUCGCCACAGUUCCAACUUCAGCAACCGCCAGACGCCGGCCAACACCAACUCUCUGGUGGAGAGAUCCUCGAAGGAGCUGCCACCGCUGCUCCCUGGGCCUCAGUGUGGCUGCGCGAAGUUGCUGGAGCAGCAGGUGGCCAGGAAGCGCUCCAAUCACCACCAGGAGAGCACGUUCUCGAAGAUGUGGCGCCAGUUCCUCUGCAACAAGCGUCCGCCAGAGAGUCGUCGCAGCCAGUCUGACCAGUACGCGUACCAGAUCGCCGAGAUACAGCAGAAGCAGCAUCACAAGAGGGCAGGAUCGAUGUCCUCCAGCGAGAACUUCAGCUCCUCGCGCUCCGACUCGUGGCGACACGGACCGCCGCAUCACCACUGCGGCAUUCCGCUGAGGAUCCUGGACACCAGGCGACGGCACUCCUCGUGGCUGGUGACCAGGAAGACGUCGCAGGACUCCAACUUGUCCAGCUCGCGCAACGACUCCUCUACGUCCGCCACCACUGCGAGCACCUCCACAUUCCGCAUGUCCAGAUCCAGCGCCGGAAGCUCCACUCCGAUGCCGCCACUGAAUACGCCCAGAAACAGUAUUCCGGGAGCGAAGCCUCGGCUGGUGCGGCAAUCCGCCGUGCAGGAGGAACUCUCGGCGGAUCUGUCGGCGUCGCCGCCGCGCCUCGGCGUCCGCUUCCUGCCCACAAUCCCGUCGGCGGCGGACAGCAGCGUGCAGCUGGACGAGGAGUCGCAACAGGCCAUCUGCGACUCCACGGGCAUUGCGUUCUACACCAUCCUGCAGAGUGGCAGCCCGUUGGCCACGCUGUCCAGUCCCAAAGACAAGAACCGGCCGCCCUGAGGCUUCCGCAAGGCCAGAAGCUUCUACAUCUAAAGACAGUUCCCUGUAAAAACUCACUAUACAAUUAAGUAGUGUAAUGUUAACUGUAGAUUUAUUGACUGCCAUUAAAGUAAGUGAUAAGAUUUUUGAUAUAAGUUCCACUUUCGUGAUAUACAAUACAUAGAUCUUUCUUCUCGAAUCUCAUAAAGAGUUGCUGUAUAAACAUUUCUAUAUAAAGAAAAAAGAAAAUCUCUCUCUCUUAACACAUGUGGCAUAACUUAAUAGCAGAAUGAUGCUGUUGUAAAUGAAAGCAAGAAGAGUGAUGAAAAAAGUUGUAAAGAAAAUCAUAAAAUGACAAAUUGUUCAAAACCAAUGCCAAACUUUAUGUAGUAAAAUUAUCAAAAUACUGCAAUAUAUAGUAUACACACCACUGAAAGGAUAUUCAAGUUAUGAAUAAUUAUGUACAAUAUACUUAAUUGUGUACAUCCAUUUGAAUUGUAUUAAUGGUAUAUCACCGUCCAUGGACAAUAACCGCAAAAUUAUACCUAUUUUAAAAGGAAAACAUUAUCUAUAUGCACUCCAGUGUAUUCAAGAAACAUGGAGGGAUAAAGUAAAUUAUUAUGAA